GCGUUAAGAAAAAAAUUGAUGAGUGCUCUAUGUGUUUGAGUUAUUACGUUAAUUACGAGUACACCAACUGGCACAAUGUAAUGUUAAAAAUCAGUUGCAUUUUGCUUUAAAGACGGUGUCUGUGUAGUUUAUUAUAGUUAAUUUUCCGAGUUAUUUUUUUAUGAAAAUUUUCAUAGGUGUUCUUAGAACAUGAUUUAAUUAAAAAUGUUAAAAAUAAAGUAGUUUGAUUAGCGAGAACACGUUGCGCCCACCUUUCGCCAGUAAGAAAAAAGUUAAAAGAUAUUUCUAACCCACAUUAGUGUGCGUUAAUAAGGAUUUGUCAUGCUUAAACUGGUGAUUUGUAUAUGCUUCUACUACUUGGAGUUUACAGGGAUAUAUUUCAAAACCAACUUUGUUUGGCCUUCUGUCUGCACGGAUUGGAAGUUAUCGUGAUAUCAUGGCUGAAAAUUUGGUGUGUCGUUUAGUGUGGCGUUAUAAAUUGUAUAUUUUAUUAAUGGGAGCAAUUAUUUUCGGCACGCAAAUAUUUUUGGCUUAUAAAUCAUUAAAUUUAUCUUUAGUUACCAGUAUAGAGAAUACGUUAGCCGAAGAUGUUAAACAAAUGAAUGGAGCUUUAGCUUUGCAACAUUUAACUCAGCAUCAAAAUUCGGCAAGCGAUGAUGAAGAUUCUUCUAAUUUAACAGCGCAAGGCAAACGUUUGCCUUCUGCUAAUAAAGCAAAAACCGAUAUCUCUCCUACUUCGCUAUUAUCUGCACAACAGUUGAGCUUCAAACCGAAUUGUGAUAUAAUUGCCAAGGAAGCUAUAUCUGCAUUGCAGCGCGCAAAAACCAAAGACUGUCGUCAACAUAUCGCUAGCGUUGUCUGUGCCAUACAAGCCGGCGAAUUCUAUGCCUCCCAUUUACCCACUCACUGCCCCAAAGGCAACCAUACUGCGAAUAAUCAACUUGGCUGCUAUAGAGAUGAAAAGGAAUUUCGCCUUUUGUCCGGUUAUUUCAUUAAUUUUAAAACUACCAAUACACCAAAAAAUUGUGUCCAAUUAUGUUUACAAUCGGGUUUCCCGUACGCUGGUGUCGAAUACAGUAGAGAGUGUUUUUGCGGUACUGACGCACCACCCAGUACAGCAAAACUACCGGAUUCCAGCUGUAGCAUGAAAUGUUCCGGCGACACUCACGAAGUCUGCGGCGGUUACUAUGCGAUAAACAUUUACGAAACAGGAAUAGCAAAAUUUGCAGCACAAAUCGCUGAGACCAGCAUGAAACCAGAUGCCGAACGAGUUAGAAUUGCAUUUUUAUUAACGUUGAACGGGCGGGCUUUAAGACAAGUACAUCGCUUAUUAAAGGCUUUAUACGACCCACAACAUGUUUAUUACAUACAUGUGGAUAAGCGCCAGGAUUAUCUCUAUCGUAACUUGAUUGAGCUGGAAACGCAAUUCCCUAAUACGCGCUUGGCACGCACACGUUUCUCGACGAUCUGGGGCGGUGCUUCGCUGCUUACUAUGCUCAUGAAAUGCAUGGAAGAUUUAUUAAGCUCCACGUAUCAAUGGGAUUUUGUUAUCAACUUAAGUGAAAGCGAUUUUCCCGUUAAGAAAUUAGAAAAACUGGUCGAUUUCUUGACAGCUAAUCGGGAUCGUAAUUUUGUUAAAAGUCAUGGCCGCGAAACUCAACGUUUCAUACAGAAGCAGGGUCUCGAUAAAACAUUUGUCGAAUGCGAUACGCAUAUGUGGCGCGUGGGCGAUCGUCAAUUGCCGAAAGGCAUACAAAUUGAUGGCGGAAGUGAUUGGGUGGCAUUGUCACGGCCCUUCGUCGAAUAUGUGAUCACUCAGAAAGCGAACGAUAUAUUGCUGAAAGGCUUGAUAACCAUAUUUAGGCAUACACUAUUACCGGCCGAAUCGUUUUUCCACACAGUUCUAAGGAAUUCGUUGUUCUGUCAUACCUACGUCGAUAAUAACUUACAUGUGACCAAUUGGAAAAGGAAAUUGGGUUGUAAAUGUCAAUAUAAGCAUGUAGUGGAUUGGUGUGGCUGCAGUCCCAAUGAUUUUAAACCGGAAGAUUGGUCCAGACUACAAAAUACUGAAAAUAAAAUGCUUUUCUUCGCCAGGAAAUUUGAACCAAUAAUAAAUCAAGCGGUUCUUACUAAAUUAGAGGAAUGGUUAUACGGGCCCUAUCCGGACGGUUUUAAGAAUUUGCACGCCUAUUGGCAAUCGUUCUAUCACUGGGAAGAUAUGAAUAGUAAAACUGAUGACCUUAUCCUGACAAUGGCGGAAAGUUUAGCGAGAAGAUUGCUGCGUCAGUGGUAUUUGAAAGUUCAAAAAAUUAUUGAAUUAAAUCAUUAUCUAUAUUCGGAUCAAUAUAAAGGCUAUUUAAUAAGAUUUGAAACGUUAGAUCCUGCUUCAAAUAUCACUUAUGAAGUGGAAACUCGUGUUCGUCCCGUGCAAUAUAGUAAAGUGGCUAAGAAUUCGAAAUUUGCUAAACGUUUGAAAGACUUUGAGAUUUCAUCGGAAUUCGAUCAGAAAGAACAGAUCGCAAGAAAUUUUGCGAAAUUUUUAGGACCUUAUACUGAUCUAAUAUUAACUUUUACUUUUUCUGGAGCUGGCAGCAACAAAGACAUUUCACAUUCCUAUAACCUCACAUUGUUAUGGAUUGAUCCGCUUGGGAGAUUGCAGGAUUUCAAUGAAAUACAUAUCGAAGAUGCACAGACGGAUAAUAUAAAUUUCUCAAAAGCUUUACUAAAACAACCAUUGGCACCUGGUAUUUGGACAGCUAAAUUAAUAGGACGCACAGCUGUUUAUGCACAAAUCAAAUUUCUUAUAGUUCCAUUAGCAUUUCAUCAAGCUCAACCGGUGACAGACGAUAGAGCGCGCAUAUUUAAUGGCGGUAGCGGUCUUACUCUAUCAUCCGAAUUCACAAUACCGCAAGAAUGGUUACAGCAUUUGCCUUCCGCUGUCGAAAGAGAAAACCUUAAAAAAUUGGCAUUACAUAAUUCCCUUCGAACGGGAUCAGAAUUAUAUGAAUGGAUCGAUGAAAUGGUGAGUAAAUUUCAUCAUAUUAGAGAAACUUGCGCCGUUAAUGCGGAGGCUACAAAAUUGGCAACGGCCGCUCUUCAAAGUUUACCACUGUGCACAGAAACAUCUUGGAGCUCUUUGGCUGCGGACCCUAAACGUGAUAUCAGCUUAUUAAAUAGAUAAAAAAUUGUAAAAUAAAGGUUAGAAAGAAGAAUUUAUUACAUGAAUGACGACUGUAAAGCGAAACCAAAAGAAGAGAAACUUUUUACAUAUGCAAUAAUUCAUUAUUUUAUACUCAUAUUAUGCAACGAUUAUUAUA
Molecule: messenger RNA, 3317 nt
Organism: Glossina fuscipes
Lineage: Eukaryota; Metazoa; Arthropoda; Insecta; Diptera; Glossinidae
Gene: oxt
Product: xylosyltransferase oxt
Exons: 3
Coding region: 437-3181 (914 amino acids)
Biological process (GO): heparan sulfate proteoglycan biosynthetic process; chondroitin sulfate proteoglycan biosynthetic process
Cellular component (GO): membrane
Molecular function (GO): protein xylosyltransferase activity
Source: RefSeq, a predicted model, not a curated record